Molecule: messenger RNA, 4121 nt
Organism: Diabrotica balteata
Lineage: Eukaryota; Metazoa; Arthropoda; Insecta; Coleoptera; Chrysomelidae
Source: the annotation of a GenBank genome assembly
CAGGUGGAUAAUGAAGUUCAAAGAGAUGACUGGAACGAUAAUUCUAAUGCCUAUAAUAAACGAGCUUGGAGUAGCUUACAUGGUGGUUGGGGACUGAAAAGAAGCAUCCCAACCGUUCUAGAGCACAAUAUAUAUUCAUCUCCACCUAUAGUACAAAAAAGAUCUUGGCAAAAUUUUCAGAGUGGUUGGGGCAAGAGAACGAAACCCGAUAACAAAGUAGAUCUUCAAGAAAUGGCAACUUUGUUAGAGCAGCAUGACGAACCUCUUCUCUUUGAUUCCGAAAAUGACUAUGAUUUGCACCGAGAAGACAAAAGAAAGAAUUGGGCAAAAUUCAGUGAUGGCUGGGGUAAAAGAAACAAAUGGGAAAGUUUUAAAGGUGCUUGGGGUAAAAGAGAACCAGCAUGGGUAAAUUUAAAAGGACUUUGGGGAAAGAGAAGUGAAGAUAACAGCUACAUCAAUUAAAAUUUAAUUCCAGUAUACAUUUUAAUUAAAGGUCUUGCCACCUUUGAUAAUCAAAAGUCUGUACGGGAAACCAACUCUAGCGUUAAGAAAUACAAACUUUUUGUUUAUGUGUAUAUAAGUAUCAUUUACAAACUAGAAACUAAUACAAACUGACAAAAUUCUUAAUGUUUUAAAUCAAUCUAAAAACAUAGUUUAGAUCAAAAAUUUGCUGUUUAAUUAUCAUGAAAUGGGACACAUUUUUCAUUAUUGCAAAUGGCAUUUGUUGAAAAUUGCACUAAUUAUUGACUUGUAUGUAUGUUUAGAUAAAAAAAUAACUAAAUUAUAAACAAUAUUGCUAAAUUCAUUUACACUACAAAAGCUGAUCUUAAAAUAUUAUCUAUUUAUACGAAUCAACUGAAUUUCUUGUCUAGUUAUAUUUCACGUAAGACUAUACUUAUUUUGUCUCUUCUACUACCUGUAAUCUUAAAAAAGAAUGUUUUAAAACAAAACUGUUUUCAUAUCCUGUUGAUGACUUUCCAUUUGGUACUAUUGGCUUCUUUUUCUUCUUCUCUUCUGCUUCAGCCUUUUGGUAUCCACUAACAAGGUCUCUUAAUCAACUCUAUACUCUUCUCAAAUCUGUGCUAUUUGAUGCCGUCUAGCUACUUAGCUUUAUAUAAGUUGUGCAAUUCUUCCAAUUAUAUCUUUCACCUUCAAGCUGUUUCGCACAUCCUUGUUUUCUUCAGAUUGUCUUGCAAAAACUCCUAAUACAGCUCGUUCAAUAUCCUUCUCUAUUGUUCAUAAUCUAUUGGCUGAUAACUCUGUAAAUGUCACGGUCUUCAGUCUAUAGGUUAAACCGAUCGGCUACAACUAUUGAAUAGCCAUUUAUUUAAAUUUAUUGGUAUCUUUUUGUUUUUCAACACAACAAUGGGUCUUCUUACCGCUACCCAAGUCAUUCAUAUAUUUUUAGUGAUUUCCGUCGUUUGAUUGCAAGUGUAAUCAAUUUUGGAGAGUUCGUGUCUUCCGUCUCCUUGUUUAACUUUAAACCAAAGUUUUUGCUUGUUAUUAGACAUUUUGCUACAGAGUUGCAUUGUCGUUAUACAUUUUAGCAGCAGUUUAUAUCUGGAAUCAAUCCUUGUUUUAUUUAUUCGUUUAUUAUUAUUAUUAGCCCAGAGCUCUAUGGAAUCGAAUGCCUUAUUGUAAUCUACAAGUACUAAAUACAGAGAUUUGCUGUAUUCGUUAGACUUUCCUAUAAGUUUCCGUAUUGUCUGCAGGUGUUCUAUGGUACUAUAGCCUUUUCGAAAUCCCGCAUGUUCACCAGGUUGGUGAUUAUCGAACGUAUGUGAUAGUCUGUUGGUAAUUAUUUUGGUAAGCAGUUUGUACAGAUGUGGUAGCAGGCUUAUUGGUCUGUAAUUUUCGGUUUUUUGUUUGUUUCCUUUCUUGUGUCGUAAAAGUACCUGUGCAUUUUGCCAAGAGGUGAAAUAGAAUCUCCACUAUUGUAGAAAGUCAAAAUUAAUUUCGAUUAGGAGCAUUAUAUAUUAUUUUUACAUUUUUAACAAGAGCUACCCAGCGUAGCCUAGGGCUUAAGAUUUCUAGAUAAUUAUUUUGCCUAAUGUUGGAAUCUGAAUAUAUUUUACGUCCUAGAUAUGUCGCUCCUUAUUCGCCUUAGUCUUGGCCUAUCCCUACUUAGAUUUUCUUUGAGCAAUCCUAAUAUGGUUAGUCUGGAAAGAUAAUUUUCAUUUGUCUUACCUGCUACUACUAACUACUAAUUCUUAUAUAAAAUAUAUCAUUUCUGCCAUCUGGCUUUGUUGAUACUUUCUAUAGAUCUUUAAGUUCUAUCACCUUUUCCUGAUGUUAGCACAUAUUGCUUCUUCAGAUCUUUUGUUUGAAGAUUAAUAGUGUCUUGUUUCUAAAAUUACGGCAUAUUGAGCUUUUUUUAUUUAACUUAAUUCCUGAAACCACUGGAUGUCACUCCACCUAGAAACAAGAUAUACGAAAGUAUAAUUAUUUGAAUAAUAAAAUGAAAAUGAAAAAAAAAACAAAUUAUGGCAAUGCUGAAUUCUCUAUACAUUACUUUCUCUAGCUAUUAAUAGUUUCUAUAGCAUUUUUAAUACCAUAUGAUUGAAUUUGCGUUGUUCCUAAAUUCGUUUAUGUGCCAUAUUAGUUAUCUGGCUUGAAAAUAUGGUAUACUUUGCUGACCUAAAGAUUGUUAAUACUAUGUUCCCAUACAUUAUGUAUUCGUUCAAUUUGAUUAUUUAAUUUCUCUAACGAUUUUACUUUCUUUGGGAUAUUUUACUCAAUGUAUGUUUUGUUCACUUUAUUUCAAAAUAUUGUGCAAUCUUUCACAUCGACGAGUCUUUUUCUGGCCUAAAGAUGUAGACUUUGUGAUUUUUUUAAGGUAUAUCCCGGAAUUAUAUUAUUUGUUUAUUGUUUUUUCUCGUCUACUGACUAGUUGUUCUCUAUCAUCCAUGUUAUUGGUAGGAUUUGUCUUUCUCAAUUAUAUUUAACAAUUCUUCUUUUUAGGACCCUCUUGGUCUACCUCAUUUUAUUCUACUGGGCGUAAUCCUUUUUUCUCUCUUUUGGCUUCCUAUUUUCAGGUAUUCUCUGCAGAUAUCUAUAUCGGUUUAGUCUUUUGUACUUGAUUUUUAUUGUAUUUUUAUUGUGAGGCCCCACUUCGUGUACUCCUCUUCCAGUUUUUUAAGCAUACAGUGUAUAUCGCUCUUCCCUUCAGUUAGAAUGGCUUGGUCGUCAGCUAAGUGUAUGGUGUAUUAUCUGUCGUCUUCGAUUGGAAUACCUAUAUUGCAGCACUUUCUUUUUCACAAUGACAGCGCCUCAUUCAGAUAAAUUUUGAAGAGUGUAUGUGCUAUGCAGCAGCCUCGCUUUGGACCUUUACUAAUAGAAAUUUAAACUAUUUAAUUUUAUUUCUUAACUCCUAAAUUCCGAUAAGACUUUUUAUAUUCUACGUAUUUUUUGUGUCGGCACUUUUGAAAGUAAUAAUACAAUUCUAGAUUCAUCCAAAUUUAAGCCACAUAGUUGUCUCUUAAGUAAGGCGAAAAUUCACUCAUCACAGAUACCUAAAGUAUCAUAAAAAUUGACCUUCAAUGGGACCAUUCCGAGUAUGUUUUUAUUAUCUUUCGAGCUCUAGAUGACCUUGUAAAUUGAAAUACCUCCCAUAUAUUUUCUUACCCAUAUGGACAUCGCAAGCAGUAUUGCUUUUCUCAGGUCUCUUAUACAGAUUGGCAUCAAGACUAGAACAUAUUCCUAAGAAACUUUUUGAAAUGACAGAAGUAGUUAAGAGAUUGAUUGGUAUUAUUUUGAACCUUUCUAUUAUCCAUUGUCUCCUGAUUUGCGUUCAAGCCCUUAAUAUUAUCAAUUUUAUCACUGUGUUUGUUACUUACUAUUCUGAUGAUUUCUUUCUUUUUAUUAUUGUUAAUAUAAUAUAUAAAACUCAUUAAACUUAAUAAUCUAAUUUUGUUUGUCUUAAAAAAGUGUAAAUAUUAGAUAAUUAUAAAAAUGUGUCCAAUUUAUUAUAAAAAAAUCCAUGUUCAUAAGAAUAUUGAGAAUUGCCUUUGCAUUUUUAAAAAGGAUUUUAAUUAUAACUUACAAUUUAAAUAUAUUAUAUGUGAUUAAGUGUGAAUGUAUCCAACAUUGUAAUUAAAUAAAUUUAUCAUGCUGGCAUCCAU